Messenger RNA from Morus notabilis, 331 nucleotides. RefSeq names its product kinesin-like protein KIF15. Gene Ontology annotation, biological process: microtubule-based movement. Bases 41 to 331 code for a protein of 96 amino acids. NCBI's taxonomy places the organism in Eukaryota, Viridiplantae, Streptophyta, Magnoliopsida, Rosales, Moraceae. The record is from RefSeq and is a predicted model, not a curated record. The transcript has 4 exons. Gene Ontology annotation, molecular function: ATP binding; microtubule motor activity; microtubule binding.
AAAGACAAGGAUGAAGAAAUGAUAGUUCUGAAAAUUUCUAAUGAUUCUUUGGCAAUCAACGGAAAAACUUUUACAUUCGACUUGGUUGCUGACAGAGGCAACGCAUGUAAGGUCUUCAUGGAGAUAUAUUUUCCACCUUAUGGGAGCUCCACUUGUUGAAAAUUGUAUGACAUGUUUCAACAUUUCCAUUUUUGCCUAUGGACAGACGGGAUGUGGGAAAGACUUGUAUGAUGCGGGGUCCAGCCAACACAUUGUUGGAUUAAAAGCAUUUCUAUCUAUCAACAAGCUGUUUGUGGAACUUCUUUCUAUUGGAGCAAAAGAAGAAUGCUGA